CACGUGACGGGGGCGUGGCCAGAAGGCGGAAGUCACCUGAGGAGGCCGGACAUGGCGGGCGUCAAAGCUCUCGUGGCCCUGUCCUUCAGCGGAGCCAUCGGGCUGACGUUCCUCAUGCUGGGCUGCGCCCUGGAGUACUACGGUGUGUACUGGCCUCUGUUUGUGUUGAUAUUUUACUUCAUCUGCCCCAUUCCCCACUUCAUUGCCAGAAGAGUGAGUGAUGACAGUGAUGCUGCCAGCAGUGCCUGCAGAGAACUGGCCUAUUUCUUCACCACAGGAAUUGUUGUCUCAGCUUUUGGAUUUCCAAUAAUCCUUGCACGGGUUGAAGCAAUCAAAUGGGGAGCCUGUGGCCUGGUGCUGGCUGGCAAUGCAGUCAUUUUCCUUACUAUUUUAGGCUUUUUCCUUGUGUUUGGGAGAGGAGAUGACUUUAGCUGGGAGCAGUGGUAGGACUUCACUCUGGUGCUGGUAAUAUUUGCUAUUUUACAGCCUUUCUUACCAUACUCUGUGUAUAUGUAUAGAUAUUAUAACAUGUGGUGCAUAAACAUGUAGCUUUAUCAGUCCAUAAUGUGCUUUUUUAUGAUGCACUUCAGCCAAAGGGACAGUGGUGACAGUUGGCUUAAAGUAUUCAGUCAAAUCUGGAAUUACUAUCAUGCAAAUUUGUCCUCUAAGUUUACAAAACAAGGAGUUUUCCCUGUUUUUUCACUAUCAGUGCAUUAACUUUUGGGUUAAUUGGUAUUAACUGAUAUCACAUUGAUACAUGUGACAUUGGUCAACAUUCCUGUUGGGUUUUGAACCAUGUAAUCAAAGUAGAACAGUAUAAAGAUUAUCCUAAUUGAUAUUGUUUAACUUGAUCAAUCUUUCUGCCUUGAUUAGGGAUGAGUUAAUAUUUAAUUUCAUCUGAUGGAUUGUAAUUUUAUUGUUUUUUUUCUUGAUAACAUUAAAAGAAACAUAAGUCAUGCCAACUCUCUUACUACCUAAUGAAAGCAAAAGGAAAUAACCCUGGUUAAAAAUCCUUCUUUCCAUUUAUGAUGUUUGUUUAAAAGAUACUUUUCUCCCCACCAAGAUACUCUGUGUCCCUAUUCAGCUUAAUAUAUGGGGAUAUAUUUGGGGAAUAAUAUAUUUUAGUGCUCAGAGCUGACAUUACUUCUCUUAUGAAGGUUCAUGAAAGGAGAAACUGCUCUCAGGACACUUAAAAUUACAAUCUUGUGUUCAUUUGCUUUUAAAACAGACUUAUUCAAUUACUAUUUUUUUGUCUGUAAAAAAAAUGAUUGCUACAUAAAACACUAUAUUUUCAAAUAGCUUUAUGCUGAUAAAGAGGCACAUCAUCACACUUAGAAAAGUAAGUUUUAUUACUGUAGUUUUGUGAGAAUAGAUUUUGAUACAACCCAGAGCAAAGGUUCAAAAUGGAUGGAUUUUCUGUGAACACUCAGAUACUGGGGACAGAAAUCAUUCUGUGGUCCAAGUACUGGAAUAUGGCUCAAGUAGGAAUGGAAAAUCAGGUUUCAGGAAGGUUAGUUCCAUGUUUUAAAUUGAAAUAUCAGCUGUGUGUGAGGGGAACAGUUCAGUGCUGGGGAAUGCUGGGUUUUGUACUGAAGGGUGUCCAGGCUGUUGUUCUGGUAAAAGAAGAAUUAACAUGAAAAGACAGUUUCUCCUGGAUGUUAAUGGUAUGUUGGAGAUAGAGCAGGAUAUACUUGCCCAGAUGUAUCUUAGUGUCUUCUUCCUGGCUCUGGAUGAAAUCUGCUGGACCCUACUCCCAUGGGAAUUAUUUGGCCUAAUUAAAAGCCAAGUUCUUUGGAGUAAACAUCAUUUCCAUGUCUAAGCCCUGCUUUGAUUUUUGAAGAACUUACCUUUUUUUCGUACAAAAUGGCAUUUUUUACUCAAAUUAAUAAAGUGUAACAGCAACAAUAAUACCCAGUUUAAGUGCCUGAUCCUAUAAAUGCCCAGUGCCAUUGCUAACAAUUCUAUUUAACUCCUGGUGGAUUAAAGUUGAACUUUGGAGUGGUUUCACUCCUUAGCAUUUACCUACCAUAGGCUGCAAAACUACUCAAUUACUAAGUUUUGCUUUCACAGUGGGGGGGAAAACCAGCUGAGAUGAUUUUUUCUUUCAAUUAGAGAAUGAUUAUUUGUGGAAUGUGUUGUAGAUGUCUUAAAUAUCAGUGUGCUGGUGGCACGGGGGGACACAGGAAGGAAACAGGGACAAUCUAAACUAAACAGGAGGAGCAGAAAGUGCAGCUCUGAGGAGAAAUUGCUUUUUGCCAAAUUAUCCUGCUGUACUGUAUUCCCUUGGUCUGGCUGGGGUUGGUGGGGACCUCAUGAAACAGCAGGUGAAUGUUGAAUGCAGAAGGCCAUUGCUUUUUAUUUUUAUUCUUUUUGAAACACUUACAUGCACUAAUCCUUAAUGUGAACUUCAUGCAGUUUUCACAUGGACUUCUUACAUUUAACUCUUAAAAUUGUUUUUAUCAGUGUUUAAAUCGUGGAAAUCUUCCUUGGCCUCUGUAAAAGUAAAUUUGCUUGAAUCAAAUAGGGUAAAAAAAUUAUUUCAUUGCUUUUUUUUUUUUAACCAGAACUUCACUCACUCACCCAACCCUGGUGCUCUGCUGGUCUGUACUGGGCAUACUGUCACCAUCCUCCAGUAGCAAUUUACUGUGGUUUCUCUGAAAUUGUUUUCCUAUAUGGAAGUGAAUACUAUGUAUCCAAAGUGCCUUAAUUUCCAUACUGUGCCGAUUUUUUUGUGAAUGCAUAUACAUGGCUAUAUCACUGUGUUUCAUAAUGAGCUGAAAAUCUGUGGCUGCAUUUUAUAAAGCUUCCUUGUCCUCUAAUCCUGUUUCCUGUAACUGGGAAUGCAGUGCAGCUUUUGGAACUUUUGUAAACACUGUUUUUAUCUUCUGUGAUUGCCACGUUCUUGAGAUCAUGAAGUAUUAAAACAUGGACAUUAAAAUACAUUCUACUUUUCUUUUUGAGUUGUCUAAUAAAACUGACUUUUCGAGUUGUCUAAUAAACAUAUCUGAUGCUUAA
Molecule: messenger RNA, 3015 nt
Organism: Corapipo altera (White-ruffed manakin)
Lineage: Eukaryota; Metazoa; Chordata; Aves; Passeriformes; Pipridae
Gene: LEPROT
Product: leptin receptor overlapping transcript
Exons: 4
Coding region: 52-447 (131 amino acids)
Biological process (GO): negative regulation of growth hormone receptor signaling pathway; late endosome to vacuole transport via multivesicular body sorting pathway
Cellular component (GO): endosome
Source: RefSeq, a predicted model, not a curated record